AUCCUCGAGGAUGAGGAUGGGCAAGGGCAUGGGAAGGCAGGAGGAUGUCUGGCUCUGCCUGUUUUCCUUCCCCAGGAGAAAGGAAAAUUCUCAUGAUCAUAGUCUUGGUUUGGAAAGUUGUUGGUUUGGAGGAUAAUGAGGAGACAGGAAAAGAUGUUGAUGUGUCCUGCCCAGACUCCAGCAGUGGGAGCUGGGGACUGUGGACCUCUGGGGCUGUCUGUCCCCAGCCAGGGAGGUUUCAUCUGAACCUCCUCCCUUGUGCAAUGGGGAUUUUGGGUUUUCAUUGUGGCUUUCCACCGGGGUCUUGCUCCAUCCCCAUCCCCAUCAGUGCAGUCAUCAAACCCAGGUCUGAUCCCAUCCCACAUCUCUCACCUUUCUGUCCUCAAGGCUUCAGAAUCAGGUAGCAGAGCCAUGCAAACAUUUUGGGCACUCAGGCCUCCAGAAUUCAUUCUCACCUUUCUCUCUCCAGCUCCCCACCAUCACCCAGAGCCCCUUGGGAAGAUGCCAGGGCUGAUUAACUGGGUGACCCUCUCCCGGCUGCCCCUCAUCGCGUCCGAGGUGACAUCCUGCGUCAGCGGCUACGCCUUUGGGAUGACAGCCCUGCUCACCUACCACAACCCAGACCCCCAGGCUUUGGAAGGUCUCUUUGUGUACCCCUUGGACGAGGGCACGACUGUGGUGGGCUUCGAGGCGGCCGUGUCCCGGCGCACCGUGACAGUGCAGAUCAGAGACAAAGCCAAGAUAGAUGACACCUACUUGGACAGCUGCAGCCUCCCUCCUGGAAGAGCUGCUGAUGGAAGUGGAAGGAUUAUGAUGGAUGAGGACCUGGAGAGGAUUGUUUUUGUGGCCAACCUGGGCACGAUUCCUCCCCUGGAAAGUGUCUCCAUCUUCAUCAGCACCUCCUCUGAGCUUCAGACACUGCCCAGCGGGGUUGUGAGGGUCCUUCUGCCAGCUGUGUGUGUCCCCAGGGUCCCCCAGCCCAGCCUGGAGAACACCAGCAGCUUUUCCAGCCACCAGCUCCGAACGGACAAGCACCUCUGCGGAUCGGGGAGCCCAGAGCGAGGGAGCAGGUUCUGCCUGGCUCAGCUGCUGGAGAGUGAGGCCACCAACCCCUUUGAGUACGAGUUCAGCUUCCACCUGGAGAUCCGGGGGCCGUGUUUGCUGGCAGGAGUUGAGAGCCCCACACACGAGAUCCGAGCUGACGCCGACCCCUCGGCUCGCUCUGCCAGGAGCAUCGUGAUCACGCUGGCCAACAAACACACCUUCGACAGACCCGUGGAGAUCCUGAUCCAUCCAAGUGAGCCCCACAUGCCCCACAUCUUAAUGGAAGAGGGUGACAUGACCCCUGCAGAGUACGAGCGACACCUGAAGGGGAAGAACGAUUUCAUUAAAGGCACUAAGAAAGACCCCAGUGCCAAGAAAAAGACGGAAAUCAUCAGGAAGAGGCUGAACAAGGACAUCCCACACCACCCUGUCAUCAUGCUCAACUUCUGCCCUGACUUGAGGGCUGUGCAGCCAGGCCUCCGGAAAGGCCAGGGAGAGUUUAUCUUCCUGCUGGACCGCAGCAGCAGCAUGAGUGCUGUGAGCAUCAACCGUGCCAAGGAUGCCCUGUUGGUCAUUCUCAAGAGCCUGAUGCCAGCGUGCCUCUUCAACAUCAUUGGGUUUGGAUCCACCUUCAAGACCCUUUUUCCUGUCAGCCAGGCCUACUGUGAGGAGAGCCUGGCCAUGGCCUGCCAGAGCAUCAGGAGGAUCCAGGCUGAUAUGGGCAGCACCAACCUCUUCUCCCCACUGAAGUGGCUCAGCCGCCAGCCCAUCCACAGGGGCCACCCCCGGCUGCUCUUCCUGCUGACAGCCGGGGCCAUCAGCAACACGGGGAAGGUUCUGGAGCUGCUGAGGGACCACUCCUGCUCCACCAGGUGCUACAGCUUCGGUGUUGGGCCAAAGGCCUGCAGGAGGCUGGUGCAGGGCCUGGCUGCCGUGUCCAGGGGCGUCUCCGAGUUCCUGGCGGAGGGAGAGAGGCUGCAGCCCAAGAUGAUCAGCUCGCUGAAGAAGGCGAUGGCCCCGGUCCUGAGCGACGUGUCCGUGGAGUGGGUCUUUCCUGAGAGCACCGAGGCCUUGGUGUCCCCUGUCAGCAGCAGCUGCCUGUUCCCUGGUGACCGCCUGCUCAGCUACGGGGUCAUCUGUGACACCUCCCCGUACAUCUCCAACCCCAGAUCUGACAAGAGGCGGCGGUACAGCAUGAUGCAUUCCCAGGAGUCGGGCAGCUCUGUUUUCUUUCACUCCCAGGAGGAGGGAGCAGGCUUGGAGAGCUGGAAUCACUCCAGAGACUCGGAGGGCUCCUGCCCCGCCGAGCGCUCCCCCGACCAGCUGGGCGUGGGCAGAGAUCCUGGGGGAGAGUCGGACACGGACACGGGAAGGGAUGUGAAGGCUCUGGCCAGGAGACGGGCGUACAGCACCACCCAAAUCUCCGAUGGUGAGCCUCGCAGGAAGGCACCCACAGCCAGCGACCCUGGCACUGCCCUGGUGAAAAACCCCCUCCGAAAAACCCCCCUGCAGGACCUGCAGCAGCUCAGCCCCGAGCCCUGGCAGCUGCAUUUCCAGGUAGGUGAAAUUCCCAGGGUCCUUCCCAGAGAGGCUUUGCCCGCAGGGGGAAGCCAGAGAGGAGAAGCAGGAAAAUAUCAGGUGGAUAAGGGACUGAGGGAAAGGGCCUGACUCACACUAGUCCUAAAAU
This is a messenger RNA of Parus major (Great Tit), 2731 nucleotides long. RefSeq names its product von Willebrand factor A domain containing 5B1 (gene VWA5B1). NCBI's taxonomy places the organism in Eukaryota, Metazoa, Chordata, Aves, Passeriformes, Paridae. Bases 412 to 2712 code for a protein of 766 amino acids. The record is from RefSeq and is a predicted model, not a curated record. The transcript is spliced from 13 exons.